Linum trigynum is the source of this 525-nucleotide messenger RNA. The record is from the annotation of a GenBank genome assembly. NCBI's taxonomy places the organism in Eukaryota, Viridiplantae, Streptophyta, Magnoliopsida, Malpighiales, Linaceae.
AUGGAAUCAUCUAGGACCUCUCUCCCCGCAUCGUCUUCGCCAAUGGCGGGACUUCGACACCGAGUCCAAGAAGCAUUGAAGAUGAUGAAUCAAUUUCUUAGCAUUCCUCCGGUGACAUCCUUGAGUGACCAAACCAUAGUAUGGCCCGGCUCUGCUUGCAAGACUCUGGAGACUUUGAGCAUUAACAUUCCACCACUUAGUGCUACUGACAUGGCGUUCCUCCGCACAAUGGGUAAAGACCUAGUGGAACGCGGGAAAGCUGUGGAACCAGCUCUGCAAGUGGCUAAAGCAAGUACGAAAAUUAUCAUGCCACGAGCCGCACUCACUGCUCAAAAGCCGACUCUCAUCAAAGGAGCUGCACAAAUGCGACAUGAGGAAGCGGCCUUAAUUGCCACUGAUCCCACUCGCGCGGAGAUAGAAGCACAGGUUGAGCUGCAAGCAGCGCAAAGCUUUUUCACUCGCGUCCGCACUACUCUAUCCCGCAUUGCCCAGCAGCUCGCCAAUUACGAGCCGUCCGACUCCUAG